This is a messenger RNA of Mugil cephalus (flathead mullet), 4151 nucleotides long. RefSeq names its product cholinergic receptor, nicotinic, beta 2 (gene chrnb2). NCBI's taxonomy places the organism in Eukaryota, Metazoa, Chordata, Actinopteri, Mugiliformes, Mugilidae. Gene Ontology annotation, molecular function: acetylcholine-gated monoatomic cation-selective channel activity; transmembrane signaling receptor activity. The transcript is spliced from 6 exons. Bases 283 to 1923 code for a protein of 546 amino acids. The record is from RefSeq and is a predicted model, not a curated record. Gene Ontology annotation, cellular component: postsynaptic membrane; neuron projection; synapse. Gene Ontology annotation, biological process: nervous system process; signal transduction; regulation of membrane potential.
CGCAUCGCUGAGCGGCGUUCAGCAGCACGGACAGCCAGCACCGCACUACCCAGCGCAGCGCUCACCUGGCUUCGCCGAGAUAUUUUUUUUUUGGUUUUCCCCUCAUCGGACGAAGAAGUGCCGACCGACGGAAAGCCCCGAGGCCACCAUGCCGGGUAGAGAGUAAAGGGAGAUUUGGACCGUGUAGAGGAGAGAGGAGCAACACUGCGGGCGUGCUUGGGGUGGCCUCUCCAUCCCCGCGAACACCUUUCCGGGCUCGGAGCGCGCUCGGACGCACGUACCAUGAUGGAAGGCUGUCCGCCGAUGCUGCCGCUGCUGGUUCUCCUCGCCAUUGCGGGAGGCGGCCUUGGGGCAGACACAGAGGAGCGGCUGGUGGAGCAUCUCCUAAACCCAGCACACUACAACAAACUGAUCCGUCCCGCGACUAAUGGCUCAGAGCUGGUCACCGUGCAGCUGAUGGUGUCGUUGGCCCAGCUCAUCAGUGUGCAUGAAAGAGAGCAGGUGAUGACCACCAAUGUCUGGCUGACGCAGGAGUGGCAGGACUACCGUCUGACUUGGGUCCCCGAGGAGUUUGAUGGAAUGAUGAAGGUCAGGCUGCCCUCAAAACACAUCUGGCUGCCUGACGUGGUGCUCUACAAUAAUGCUGAUGGCGUGUAUGAGGUGUCAUUCUACUCUAAUGCCGUGGUGUCCUACGACGGCAGUAUCUUCUGGUUGCCGCCCGCCAUCUAUAAAUCGGCCUGUAAGAUUGAGGUCAAGCACUUCCCCUUUGACCAGCAGAACUGCACGCUACGCUUCCGCUCUUGGACCUAUGACCGCACGGAGAUUGAUCUUGUGCUUCGAGCCGACGUCGCCAGCAUGGACGACUUCACACCCAGUGGGGAGUGGGACAUCAUCGCGCUGCCAGGCAGACGAAACGAGAACCCGGCCGACCCCACCUAUGUGGACAUCACGUACGAUUUCAUAAUUCGCAGGAAGCCCCUUUUUUACACCAUCAACCUCAUCAUCCCGUGUGUGCUCAUCACUUCGCUGGCCAUCCUGGUCUUCUACCUGCCCUCUGACUGCGGGGAGAAGAUGACGCUGUGCAUCUCAGUGCUGCUGGCUCUCACUGUCUUCCUGCUGCUGAUCUCUAAGAUUGUCCCUCCGACCUCACUGGACGUCCCUCUGGUGGGGAAGUACCUGAUGUUCACCAUGGUUCUGGUAACUUUCUCCAUCGUCACCAGCGUGUGCGUGCUCAACGUACACCACCGUUCGCCCACCACACACACCAUGCCCCCUUGGGUUAAACUGGUGUUCCUCAACAAGCUUCCCGCCCUGCUCUUCAUGCGCCAGCCAAGGAACAGCUGCGAGCGCCAGAGGCUACGUCAAAGACGGAGGGGGCAGGAGCAGAAGGAGGGCGGGCGCGGCGGGGAGGCCGGGGCCUUAAUGGUGGGGCUCGGGCUGGCAAGCGCUGGCGGGAACGGAGGGGGAACCUCCACAGCGGUGUUUGGCAAGGAGGACAGUGACCCUUGUACAUGCUAUGUAAACAGGGCGUCUGUUAAACAGUUUGGAGGCGACCUGGGAGGUGCAGGAGGGGGAUCCAUGGAUGGUCUGAACAGGGUGAGGGAGGGCCGGGAGGGAGGCUCUGGAAACCUGCCGAGGGGGAAGCAAGGACCCGGAGGUCCCGCCCUGACUCAAGCGCUGCUGGCUCAAGCCUGUCCGGGCUUCGAGGAGGCUGUGGAAGGAGUGCGCUUCAUCGCCAACCACAUGAAGAGCGAGGAUGAUGAUCAGAGUGUGAGCGAAGACUGGAAAUAUGUUGCCAUGGUGAUUGACCGCCUCUUCCUGUGGAUCUUUGUUUUCGUGUGCGUGUUCGGCACACUGGGCAUGUUCAUGCAGCCCCUCUUCCAGAAUUACACAGCCAAGACCAUCACCAGCACGCCAGGCUGACCAUUCUCCGGCGGCGAGCACGCUGACUGACAGCUCCCCGACCAAUCAGCACAGCAGGACUAGGCCCGGAGGUGGGAGGGGGAGCGGGUCUGGGUUUUAUUGUGUCGACGGAACUGGAACUAAAAACUAAAACUGGUACUGAACAGCAAUCACGUCCAUUACCUUUAUAGCAACGAUUUUUGCAACAAACAACAGUUUUUUCUUGUAUGAAUAUAAAGAAAAACACCGUCAUACUCUUACCUGCAGUUUUUUUUGUCCAGAUGCUUAAAAGGACUGACCACGCGUUUCUGGUGGGAAGGUCCCUCCCUGCACUCCUUUUUUUCAGCCAGUCAGGGAGGGAGGAUGCUCAGAUUUUUGUUUUCUCCUUGUUGAACUGUACGCCAGCUGAUCAACCCUCUCUCUGGCCGACGCUGACUGCUCGAUCGACACGUGACAUGCCCACCUUCAACUACAACGGACAUUACUCAUUCACAGUCUGUAUCAGAGUGGGAAGGGAGGCUCAUAUCGCGGUUCUUUUCUUUUUCUUUUUCUUCAGAAAUCCACUGCUUCAGUGAACAGUAUAUUUUAUGAUAGCAUAGCAGCUUACCACAGUAUAGCAUCGAGUAUAUAUUAUUAAGAUUUCUCUAUGUGUUAGCUCAUGCCAGGGACUGUUGCUGAUAGAAAGGCCAUGGUAUGGUGUAUGAUUGUAUAGCUAUAAGAAGAAUGUGAUUUAAACUGUACUACACAGCCUGUGACGCGCACACUAACACAAUAUGUGUAAAAGCAACAGAUUGUGAGGGAAAAUACAUAGUGCAUAGCUAUGCUAAAGAAAGAGUCGGGUUGCAUUGUUAUGCAAGAGUCAAAGGGUUAAAGUAAUAGAUUAUGCAUGGACAGUUUUUUGCUUAGAGUGCUGUGCACAGUUAGUAGACAACAGCCUGCUGUGCCAGAGUGCACAGCUGCACCGAGAUGAAUCUAGCUUCUGAGAAAUUGAGAAAUCUUAGCCAAGAUGGUGGACAGGACCCCCCCUCCCGCCCCCACAUGUGGGAUAGCAGAACACGAUUUCUCCAACGUGGAGGAUUUAGAGCGGGGGUCAAAAAUCUGUAUUUGAAUAAAGUAACAUGUAAAUGGUGAUCGAUGGGGGUUUUAUCAUGGAUAUUUAGCAAUUGUGGGUAUUAAUACGUAAUUUCACGAGCUGUUUUAUUUUCUGUAAUUGCUCUGAUUGUCAGAUCAGGGUGAGGCAGUGUCUCACUUCUUUCCUCCCCCACACACCAUACCUAUUUCUGCAGUGGAUUCUGGUCAUGUGUGUAAUUUUUCAGAGCAUAUGUAUACAUGUAUGGGAGUAUGUAUGUGUGUCUCUGUCUCAUACCCCAACGCAUUAUCAUGAGCGUGAGAUACAAUGUUCAGAAGAGCAUAACGUACGUGCAGCUCCCCCACUCGUCGGAUUAGUCUCUGUCGACCUCACUCCGGGCCUUCGCCCCUUAUCUGGUCUUCCGUGGACGCACAUUUCUGACAUUUAGUCCAAUUAGAAUAACAGUAAUCGCCUGCUCAUUAAGGCUCUUGUACUUUUCAUCAUGCCUGGUUUGUCUUAAUUCCACAAGCUUCCCACGUUCUCUGACAACCAAGCAAGAUGCAGAAGGCCUUCUCUGGCACACAUGCAGGAGGGGAUUAAUUAAAUUUUCAAUAGGAGAGGAAACGCCAACAGGGCCAAUGAUGAAGAAGUCAUGUAAGGCAAUAAGUUAUGCAAAAUCAUAAGCAGCGAAGACGAACAGAGAGGAGGAAUAAAGCGGGAUAGGCAAAGACAAAUGACUCCAAGAGAUGUUACUGCUUUGGAAAAGGACUAUAAACUUCUGAUAAAAUGCUGGCUAACCCCUGGUCCCUGCGCUCUGAGUUCGCCUGGCUUUUUACAGUCUGCAGCCCUGUUCUGGACUGAGAGCCGUCUCACUCUCCCUCUCUCUCUGGAGGAUGGGAUUACCUCUGGGGAGCCCCCAGCAGAUCCUGAACAAGUGUGAAAAGCCCAUCAGAGACCUGUGAAAACUGUAGGCCGCAUGGUUCCACGCGGAGAAAGCGCCGCCGCCGCCUCUUCUUUCUCUCCCUCUUUCUCUUUGACCUUUCCACUCUCCUUCCUUUGUUCUCACUUCCUCUUCCAUUAUGCUCACCCAUCUUUCACCUUCUCCUUCCUGACUCUAAAAUCUGCUCCUGUGCACACCUUAACCAGUCCAAUAAAGGUUGUAGGUUCAGAUUAAUCAAAA